Haliotis rubra (blacklip abalone) is the source of this 998-nucleotide messenger RNA. RefSeq names its product von Willebrand factor A domain-containing protein 2-like. The coding region runs from base 84 to 845 and encodes 253 amino acids. The record is from RefSeq and is a predicted model, not a curated record. Lineage: Eukaryota; Metazoa; Mollusca; Gastropoda; Lepetellida; Haliotidae. The transcript is spliced from 3 exons.
AUAACUAAAAUAUUCUACAAAAUGUUGAUCCUAUGUAUACUUGAGUAUUAAUCAAGUACGUAUACUGAGUAAAACGAGUGAACAUGUUUCUCAUUCUGGUACUGAUUGGGAGUUGCUAUGGCCAAGCAACGGUCAAUGACUCAAAGAUUGUUUGGUGCCUAUCGAAUCCUUGUCUGAAUGGUGGAAGCUGCGUGCUUUCUGGAUCUAACUAUUCGUGUGCGUGUCCACCAGACUUCAGUGGCAGAAACUGCGAGACAGAUGUAGCGUGCAAGAAACGGAAACUUGACAUCCUGAUCAUUACGGAUGUAUCAAAUUCCAUUGGCAACAAAACUUAUACAAGAAUGAAGAAGUUCCAAAACAAGAUGGUUGAUUCCUUUGAGAUAGGCCCUGAUGCAGUUAACGUUGCUUUGAUGGAUUUUUCCGUACGUCCUAAAGUGGUAUUCAAUCUGAACGACUACAACAACGACAAAUCAGCUGUGCUAGCAGCUGUAGCCAACGAAGAAUACGAAGCUGGACCUACUACUAGGCUUGGAGAGGCAAUCAAGCUGGCUGUAUCUGAGGUAUUUACAAAGAGGAACGGAGAUCGCCCGGAGGCUGACAACAACGUCUUUGUCUUCACUGAUGGUUUCAAUGACGCUGACGAUGCUGCAACUGUUGAUGCCAACAUUGGUCAACUUCAAGCGACGUCAAAAGUAUUCGUUAUCACCCCACCUGGCAUAGCCAAUAACGCUACUGUCGAAACAAUCGCUUCGGAUCCCGGUUAUAGCUAUUCCUUCCCUGUGGACAGUCAAAACGCGACAAUUGCGAUCACGGAAAUGGUUACAGUGUGUGAAGUAAUAAAAUAGUUACUGGAGUAUGACAGCGAAUUCACGGUUAACGUCACGUCGGGAGUAGCCAUAUAUGGACAUAUAUCAGUGUAUGAAAUAAGCCAAAACCCCAGCCAGACAUCAGGGCUGGUAGCUUCAAAAUGUUACCAGCCCAAAAUGGAUUUAACCAGA